Messenger RNA from Prorocentrum cordatum, 342 nucleotides. NCBI's taxonomy places the organism in Eukaryota, Dinophyceae, Prorocentrales, Prorocentraceae. The record is from the annotation of a GenBank genome assembly.
GUGGCCGGUGGCCGGGCCAAGGCAGACCAAGGCGCCCCCUACGACGGCGGCAACUCGCCCCAGAAGGGCUUCGGGACCGUCUGCCGGGAGCAGGACUGCUCGAGGGAACCCCUGCGGAAGGCGCCCAGGCCUGCCGCGAGGGGCCUCCUCGGCUGCUGCCGGCGCCGGGCCCCGGCGGUGGCCUCCAGCGGCGCGCCCCAGGGCGCGCCCCCAGCGCGGCAGGAGACCUUCGGGCCCGACGAGCAUGGGCUCGCCAGCCCGACGCUGGACGCGCUGGACGAGGGCAAGCGGGAGAAGAUGGCGGAGCUGCGCAGGCGCCUCGACGCGCUGCCGGCGAAGAAG